GGCCCACCACUCAACUCUCGUCGCGCCGGUUUUAUCGAUCCGAACGAUUUUUAAAUCGAUCGUCUUUUUGGAAUUCAGUCGGAACUUUUUUUUCCAAUUGUAAAUUUAAUAUUAUCUUUUUUUUUGUAAAAGUGGUGAUCUGUUUUUUAUGUUUAAUAUGGAUUAAUUUGUUUAUUCUUCUUGAGGAGGAUUUUUCAAAAAUUCAUUUCUAUUUCCCAUUUUGGAAUGAAUAGAUAGUGCAGAUCACCGGCUAAGGACUUCCCGUCGAUGUUCCUGCCUCUCACCGAAGAAAUUGUGGCGUUCCAUUAGAUUUAGUAUCAGCAAUGCAGUACUUAGUAUUUCUUCAGGCCAUCGUUUUCGUCAGCACGGUUGCGGAAUUACGGACAACUCGACACAGAGGAAUGUACACUCUGGAGAGGCAUCUUCGCGAUUCUGAAGUGGUGUUUCCCCGAAAGGUGACGCUGAGAGGUGACCUGAUUUCUCACAAUGUAACCCAUCGUCAUGAUGAGAAUGGGGACGGGGACGGAAACAGUGAUCUGCAUUUCCGUCUGCCUCGAAGCGGGACUGAAUAUCACCUCCACCUGACACCGGCCAACGACUUUAUUAGCCCCCGAAUGAUCGUCGAGAGGCGGAAGAGGGACAUCCACGUUCGCCACGCGGUGAAAAAUCAUUCCAGCAAAUGCCAUUACCGGGGAUACAUUCGGGGACAGAACAAUUCCCGUGUUGCCCUGUCGGCUUGUGACGGUCUGGCAGGUGUCAUUCACAGCGAAGGUGGUGAAUUCUGGCUGGAACCAGUCGCAACGGAAUUGAUUGAACAAUCUAGGAAUGAUGCAAGAUCAGAAAAUAUUUUUCCCUCGGAAAUGGCCAGACCUCAUCUCCUAUUUCGCAGAUCAACCGGUAGAACAGAAUCGACAACCGGCACCAAACGAAGACCGAAAAAAAGAAAAAAGAAGAAACACGAGAGAAACUGCGGCACCCGCGAUCCUCGUCGUUUGACGGAGACACAUCUGGAGUGGCAGAAUCAGUCUGGUCUGGUGCAAGUUCAAGGUCGAGGCCGAAGAAAGCAUCAACCGAAAGGAUGGCAGCGGACCAAGAGAUCGAUAAGCCAAGCGCGACACGUGGAAGCCCUUGUCGUUGCGGAUACCACCAUGAUGGCUUUCCACCAAGACGGGGACGUGGAAACCUAUCUUUUAACAAUCAUGAAUAUGGUCUCGGCUCUCUACCUCGACCCCACUAUCGGCAACUUUAUCAACGUCGUCGUGGUUAGAAUUAUUCUAAUGGAGGAAGAAGAAGCGGAGCAAGGAUUGAACAUCACAAUCAAUGCAGACAGAACUCUGUACAACUUUUGCAAGUGGCAGCAGAAACUGAAUCCUGGCGAGGAUUCACAUCCCAAUCACCACGAUGUUGCGAUUUUGAUUACUCGAGAAGAUAUAUGUUCAAGAGCCAACACCCCAUGCAGCACUCUAGGGGUAGCCCAUGUGGCGGGUAUGUGUCAACCUGAUCGAAGCUGCAGCGUCAACGAAGACAACGGGAUUACUCUGGCGCAUACCAUUGCCCACGAGUUAGGUCACAAUUUUGGGAUGUAUCACGAUACAGACAAAAUUGGCUGCAGCAGGCGUGAAGGUAAUAUUCUGCAUGUGAUGACACCGUCAUUUGAAGCAGACACUAUGAUUGUAGCUUGGUCCAGAUGCUCGAGAAGAGACAUAACUAAUUUUCUAGAUGAAGGUAAGGGAACGUGUCUGGAGGACGAACCUGCAGAUAACGAUUAUGCUUACCCAGACCUUCCUCCUGGAGCCAUGUACAAUGCAGAACAUCAAUGUCGACUUCAAUUUGGACUGAGGGAAGCUUCAGUUUGUUCACCACUGCAGGAGAUAUGCUCUAAACUUUGGUGCGUCGUGGACGGAACUUGUACAACAAUGUUACACCCAGCAGCACCUGGUACACAUUGCGGCAAACAUAUGUGGUGCCAAGAUCAAGAAUGCGUCCCGAUCACGGACAAACCAACUCAAAUUGACGGUGGAUGGGGCGAGUGGGGACCCUGGAGCGAGUGUUCCAGAAGCUGCGGAGCUGGAGUAUCAGUCAUGGAAAGAAAGUGCGAUCAUCCCGAACCUGCCUAUGGAGGGAGAUUCUGUAUCGGUAAGAGACGUCGAUACAAAAUCUGCAAUAUCGAACCUUGUCCCGAUGAUGGACCGAGUUUCAGGAGCCUUCAAUGCAGCGACUAUAAUGGAAAGGAGUACAAGGGGAAGAACUACACCUGGCUGCCCUACUUCGAUCAAACGGAACCUUGCGAGCUGUACUGUACUGAUACGGAAGAAAGAGUUAUAGUUCCAUGGGGGGAAGCUGCACUCGAUGGAACACCUUGCAAUGUCGGCUCCAGAGACAUGUGCAUCGCUGGAAUUUGUAGGAAGGUUGGCUGUGAUUGGCGAGUCGAUUCAGAAGCCACUGAAGAUCGCUGUGGAAUUUGCCAUGGCGAUGGAACCCAGUGCGAAACCACCAGUGGUCUUUACGACGAAAACGAGGGACCAGGAUACAAAGAAGUAAUCAUUAUUCCUGCGGGAUCAAGAAACAUAAAAAUCGAGGAAGAAGGAAACAGUAAAAAUUAUAUUGGGAUCGGAGUUCCUAAUUCAAAUGAAUAUUUCCUCAAUGGAAAGCGGCAGAUCACCUUGGCUGGAGAGUAUCUGGUUGCUGGUACUCCUGCACUAUAUGAACGCGAUCAUGACAAAGAGAAGGUCAGAAUUCCGGGACCAAUCAAGGAAGAUAUUGCAAUCUAUUUGAUUUACAGAGGAAACUACCGAAACUUUGGGUUAAAAUACGAGUACACUGUCCCUAAAAAGGAAGCCGAUUACACUCCAGAGUAUUCCUGGGUCUUUUCUGAUUGGUCAUUGUGUACAGUAACCUGCGGAGGAGGCGUUCAAACAUCACGUGCAUUUUGUCAUGAAGUCAAAAGCGGAAUUGUCGAGGAUCAAUUUUGUAAUGAAACAACUAAACCUGAAUCGAUUGAUCGAGAAUGUAAUCCGAAGCCCUGUCCAGCAAGAUGGUGGGUUGGACCCUGGCAGAUGUGUUCAGUCACCUGUGGAGAGGGAGCCUUACGGAAAAGAUCCGUCAUGUGUGUUUCAUCAGGAAAAGAUACUGAUAGCACGGAUCUUGCAUUGCCCGAUCGAGAUUGCGACAAAGAUGCUCGACCCGAAGAAGUUGAACCAUGCCCAAAUCUGCCACCUUGUGGAUCCAGUUCCGAAAUUCCUUUCAUCAUAUACUCAGAAGAUAGAUACGGUGCUUUCUACAAUAUUACAUCCAGUGAUCAGGACGGCAUAACAAUUGUUGAUAGCGUCACAUCGGAGGAGCCGGAGAUUCUUGAAUUCGAUAACGUUGUUGAGGAAAAUCCAGAAAAUUCUUUAUACACUACUAAGCCCAAGUGGAUCGUCUCAAAGUGGGGUGUGUGUCAACUUGGCAGGAGAAGCCGAAAAGUUUCCUGCUCGAUUCCUGGAAAUUGUAGGUUGAAAAAUAAACCAGCGACAUCGGAGGAUUGUCGUCGAGGGAAAUGGAUUUCUGGAAAAUGGAGCACUUGUAACGCUACAUGUGUCACUAGAUCGGGGUUCAAAUACAGGAAUGUCACUUGCCGAGACAGAAUAACCAAUCUAACGUCCAUGGACUGUAAUUCUGAAAGAAAACCUCUUCAAACGAGACGCUGUCAUCACAGAAAACAGUGUGGAGAGGAAAAACUUGAUUGCAAAGACAACAUAGUGCCACCAUCGAUGUGCGCAGCAUACAAAAGAAUGUGUAACUUAUCGGAGAUAGUACGUGAAAAAUGUUGUGCUACUUGCAUGAAGAGACAAAAGCAUGUUCGAAACAAUCGACGACAUGAGUCUGGGGACUAAUUUCAACAACUAACCAAAAAUAAACUUGAUGAAAAUGAAAAUCAUUAACAGCUUCGAUAGUAGAUAAGUAAAGAAGGUUCUAAUUAUAAAUUCCUACCAUACCGACAUCGAGAUCGUUCCACAGCUAAUGUGGUUCGUGUCCGUACUAAGUUUUUUAGAAUAUUUGUUAUGACUACAUCAAAUCAUAGUUGUUAAAGUUCUGUAAGCUAGAUUCUUUGUCCAUAAUUGCGCUCUAUAACUCGAUGGCGUAAUAAAAAAUAUUUUGGAAAGUUAAUAUACUAAGUUUCUAGAAUAUUUUUUAUGGUACUAUAAACAUUCAAAAGUAUCCGAAAAUAUUCUAGAAGCUUAGUAUACUAACUUUCUAGAAUAUUUCUUAUGCCGCUAUUAAUAUUCAGUAAUAUCUAAAAAUAUUUUUAAAUGUCCAAAAAUAUUUAGAAAUAUUCAAAAAUAUUCUAGAAACUUAGUAUACAGAGUUUCUAGAAUAUUUGUUAUGACGACAUUAAUAUUUCAAAAUAUCGAAAAAUAUUCUAGAAAUUUGGUAUAUGUUUCUAGAAUAUUUUUCAUGGCACCUU
Messenger RNA from Belonocnema kinseyi, 4447 nucleotides. Its product is annotated as A disintegrin and metalloproteinase with thrombospondin motifs 7-like. Gene Ontology annotation, molecular function: metalloendopeptidase activity. The record is from RefSeq and is a predicted model, not a curated record. Gene Ontology annotation, biological process: extracellular matrix organization; proteolysis. The transcript is spliced from 17 exons. Gene Ontology annotation, cellular component: extracellular matrix. NCBI's taxonomy places the organism in Eukaryota, Metazoa, Arthropoda, Insecta, Hymenoptera, Cynipidae. The coding region runs from base 324 to 3875 and encodes 1183 amino acids.